GAGAGAGGCCAACAGUACCAUACUCACUGUGCCAAUGCUUGUAAAGUUGUUUGAGCUCCAAAAUGGUAAUACAUCAAGGAUUCGUGAUCAUCGUGAAAAUGUGCAGGAAAAACUUCAUCAACCAUUGGCAAGGGUAGCUGUUGGCUCACAACUAGUCCUUUGUCGAGUGUAAGGAUCGUGCAGCAGGCCAAGCAGAAAGACAAGUCAAUCAAGUUGAGCCACCCGAUUGAGAAACGUGCCCGCCCAUGGUCGGGUAAAUGAGUGCCCCCUGACUUACCCCACCCACUGAGUGACGCCCCAGUGGCCCUCACGCCCCGCUCUCACCAUCGCGCCCGCCAUGAAACGCGUGGAUGAGGCGAGGGUCAUCAAAAUCGCCGAGAACAGCUCGGUUUCAACCCAACCCAUCACCAUUCCCAACCCGGCCCAAGUGAUGGCGGCCGCGGCGGCCGCUGCCGCAGCUUCUUCCAGUGGUGGAGGGCCUGGGGCACCGCCUCCAAGUUCGGGCGGUGGGACUAGCAUCUUCCCCACCCGCCCCAUUCCCAUCAGUAUCAGUGAAAUGACAUCUAGCGCCGUAACGGUAGGCGCCACUUCUGCUCCUACGUCGCUAUCCGUGCCCGCCACGGUGAUUCAGGCCAGUUCGGCUGCUAAUUUCACGCGCGUCUUGCACGGACCUCCGGGUGCGGGUGGCGCUAGCGGCGUGUCGGUGUAUCGGAGCACGGGUGAUGGCAGCGUGGCCAUCUCGCCAGCGCCGCCCGUGGCUCACAGCACAGUGGCCGUCACACUACCGGCUCAGCCGUCUUUACAGCAACAUGCCGUGUCUAUGAAUCCGGGCUUAACGCAGCCCGCCAGCAAUAUCAAGCCGGAUAUUGUUCUGCCUUCGGCCCCCGUGAGUGUACAGUAUGCCACCACCUCUUACUCCAUUCAACCUGUGAAAAGCACCACGUCGAAUGUGCAAUCGGCCGGAGUUAGUGCCGCCCAUGCAAUAGUCAGUAACUUACAGCAUGCCACGCAGGCCCAUCACCCGCAGUUUCUACAUCAAAAGGCCCCUCAUCCUGCGGGCAAUUACGUCAAUACGUUACGCGCUCUGCCCGCCAACCCCAUGCCCAACUUGACGGUGGCCACGACGCUCAAUGCGCCGGUCCAGAUCACGGCCACUUCCCUCCCGAGUUCGCUCGCUAGCACGAACAGCACUAACCACCAUGCCGUUAGCCUCACCACCUCGGGCAAUCGAGGAGACUCUGGCAAUUCCCAGUUCCAGCGGCUGAAGGUCGAAGACGCCCUAUCUUAUUUAGACCAAGUCAAAUUCAAGUUUGGUAAUCAGCCGCAGGUGUAUAACGAUUUUCUCGACAUCAUGAAAGAGUUCAAGAGUCAAAGCAUCGACACACCCGGCGUGAUUGCCAGAGUCUCGUCUCUAUUCAAAGGCCAUCCCCAGCUUAUUGUUGGGUUCAACACUUUCUUGCCUCCAGGCUACAAGAUUGAGGUCCAGCAGCGAAGCGAGUCAGGUAUUGUGGUAAACUUACCCGGUGGAAUAGGUCACAGCGGUGGCAGUUUGCAGACUAUCGUACACACGCCUCAAGGGGUUCAUACAAUGGGUCCCCACGGUCAUAUGAGUGUUAUUCCAGUCACCCCGUCGUCCGCACCUGGUGGUGCCAACAUUCGACCCGUAGCCAUGCCCGCCAUUCAACAGAGUCCUGUGUCCCAAGCUGUGACCACUUGCCCAAGUCAACCGGGAGCUACUACAGUUGUGCCGAAAUUCAAUCCCAUUAAGUCGGAAGUUCCUCAGGGUCUCCAACUCCCUCAACAGCCCACACCAGCUCAUGCACAGCAAGCUAAUGUUACAUACGUGUCCGGGGGAGCAGGGCCCAGGCCUGAGCCGCACAUUCUAUCGCAGCCCAAUUCGCAUCAUCCAUCUCAUCCUGGUCUGCCUUCGACUCCCGUGAGUGGGGGCCCUUUGCCUGGCUCUCAUCCAGUCUUGCACAAUAACAGCGGCCUUCUCAAUGCCCAAACGGCAUCGGUAGCCAACAGCCAACCUGUUGAGUUCAAUCAUGCCAUUAACUACGUUAACAAAAUCAAGCACCGAUUCCAUGGACAGCCCGACGUGUACAAGCAAUUUUUGGAAAUCCUUCAUACGUAUCAGAAGGACCAAAAACUAAUUAAAGAAGGUGGUACUCCUCAAGGUAAAUAUCUUACUGAGAGCGAGGUCUAUGCUCAAGUAUCCAAGUUGUUCCACAAUCAAGAUGAUUUACUCAGUGAAUUUGGACAAUUUCUGCCGGAAGCCACGGGUGAAUCCGGGCAAGGUGGCCUUCUCGGAGGCAAGAGUAAAAAACCUGGUGUGAAGUUUGGUAUGAGUCAGCCCAAUCAAAUACCUGGCCCACCUGGUUUGAAGUACAGCAAUGGUUCUAACAAACGCCCACCUACCGGCUUGGCACAUCCCCCGCCUAAAAAGAUCAAAUCUGGCGCCCUUCGGGAUGUGACGUUGAGUGAAGCAGGGAAAUACGGAACACUCAAUGAAUAUGCCUUCUUCGAUAAGGUACGAAAAGCCCUACGCAACCCCGAUGUAUAUGAGAACUUCCUCCGAUGUCUCGUCUUGUUCAACCAAGAAGUGAUUUCCCGCCAAGAAGUCGUGCAACUUACUUCGCCAUUCCUGGGAAAACAUCCCGACUUGUUUAAGUGGUUUAAGGAAUUUGUGGGUUGCAAAGAUGGCUCAAGUGGCAACGGAGGUGGCUUAUCUGGCAUGGAUACGUCUAACAACUUGUCACAACCCCCGAUGGGUCGUGAGCGAAUGUCUGGCGAUUCUGCAAUGGAAAUUGAUUAUGCCACGUGCAAGCGCCUAGGUGCCAGCUAUUGUGCGGUUCCUAAGAAUUUCAUUCAUCCCAGAUGUACUGGAAGAACGCAGCUGUGCAAAGAAGUUUUGAAUAUAACAUGGGUUUCCUUCCCAUCAUUCUCUGAGGACUCUCAGUUCGUCACCUCGAGGAAGACUCAAUUCGAAGAGUUCAUCUAUCGCACCGAGGACGAGCGAUUCGAGUUUGAUGUCGUUUUGGAAACCAAUCGAGACACGAUCAAAGUCCUGGAGUGUGUUUUGAAGAAAAUGAACCGUAUGCCCCCAGAGGAGGCAGCCCGAUACAAGCUGGAUGAUGGACUUGGAGGUUCGUCGAACACUAUUCAUCAGCGAGCUAUUCGACGGAUCUACGGGGACAAAGCGGCGGAUAUCAUCGAGGGGCUGAAGCGAAAUCCCGUGGUAGCUGUUCCAUUAGUUUUGCGCAGACUUAAGGCCAAGGACGAAGAAUGGCGGGAGGUUCAGAAAUCGUUCAACAAAAUCUGGCGAGAACAGAAUGAAAAGUACUACCUCAAGUCAUUGGACCAUCAGAGUCUCAUGUUCAAGCAGUUGGACGUUCGCAAUCUCCGCUCCAAAUCCUUGCUUAAUGAGAUCGAGACCCUCUACGACGAACGUCACGAGCACGAGGACAAUAACGGAGGAGUCGCCGUCCAUGGACCUCACCAAUCCCUAGAUUAUUUCGACAAACAGAUUUUCGCCGAUGCCAAUAACCUCCUUAUUCACCAUGUGAAGCGGCAGACGAGCAUUCACAAAGAAGACAAGCAGAAGAUCAAAACAUUUUUGAAACAUCACCUCAUGGACAUGUUCAAACAUCACCGCCAAGAUUUGAGCGAUGACGAAAAAGAGGACGAUGACGAAGAUCAGGACAAAGAUGAUCACGACGAGUCGGAUCGAGAAACAAGUAGUGGUUCCAAAUCAAGUCGAAGUGAGCGUGCUCGCAAGAAGAAGGAAGACGAGGAGAAAAUGAAUGUCAGCAACACUGGGGGUAGUAAUACCAGCAAUAAAGAGGCCUCCAAGAGCUCUAAGAAGGAUGUGAAGGAACUCACCGAAGCUGAUGUCAAAGUAGAAGUCCCCAAAGACGGUCGACGUACACCAUUGCAUGCACGAGACAUGGAUGCUGAUGAAUCUUAUUGCCAUAUUAUGGCCAACAACCAUUGGUACCUUUUCUUCCGCCUCCACAAUCUGCUUUGCGAGCGGCUCUUCAAAAUGUACAAGCAAGCUCUUCAAAUUGCGGCCGAAGAGGCCAAGGAGAAGAACGUGAAACAAUCCACAGCCGUGGCCUUGAGACUGAAACCCAAAAGCGAGAUUCAUCCAAAGGAUUACUAUCCGGCCUUCUUGGACAUGGUGAAAAAUGUUCUGGACGGCAACAUGGAUUCUUCAGCUUUUGAAGACACCUUGCGCGAAAUGUUUGGCAUUCAUGCUUACGUUUCCUUCACUCUCGACAAGGUUGUGGGCAAUGCAGUGCGGCAACUUCAGCAUCUCGUGACGGAGGAAUCCGCGGUGGAAUGCUAUGAUAUGUUCCUGUCAGAAAGUAAAGCGAAUGCAACGGGAGGGUUGUGUCGUGAUGCCCAUCAACGCCAGCUAUCCGAGCUUUUCUAUCAAAAGAAGGCCGAAAAACUACUCGUGGAGGAGAAUUGCGUCAAAGUAUUCAUCUAUCACAAAAAGUUGAAAAUCACGUUCGAGCUUCUCGAUACAGAAUCAGAAAGCCAAAACUCCGAGCAAGACGAAGAAUCCUCUAGGAAAUGGCAUCUUUAUGUUGAAAAGUUUAUUCAACCUGGCGAUGAGAUCUCCAACGAUUGCAAAGAGCGCCUAAGAAAAAAGCCCGUUUUCCUACCACGUGGCAUUCGAUCCUACUCCCGAACUCCAAAUGGGAGGAAGGAGAUUCAACGGAGUCAAAAUUACGCUCAAAAGCUAGGGUCUGGGAAGAAGUCCAAAGGCAUGGAGGAUGACAAAUCCGGAUCUGAUUUGGGUGGCAAUGAGAGCGAAACCAAAGAAAAUGACGCCGAGAAAGAAUCUCGUGUUGGGGGUGGUGCGGCUGUUGGUGUGGCUGCAUCAUCAUCAUCAUCCCGUCUGUCCGAUAAUGGCAUCACUCAUGUGGACAACACUCAAUGCAAGUUCAACCCUAAGACCUUUAAACGUCUCUAUGUGAUCAAUAGCGACAGUUGGUUUUAUCGAAAACUAGCCCUAAAACGAGCAAAACAGACGCACAAAAAAGUAUCACGAAGGAAGACAGAGGAUUUUAACCGAUGGCAUCUAUCAUGGGUGGCUGAUCACGUAAGCGCCAGUCAGCAAACCCGCGUCUCGGAUUGGUUCAUGGGUCAUAUCGAUGGGCUGGUCCCCAAUACAACUCACAAAGAAGUCAAAAACUAUUUGGAACGGACUCCCUACCGAGUGUUUCAUAAAUAUCACGCUGAAGUCACGGCCACACCCUCGGGCAUCCCUGCCGAAUCCUCAACCGCCGCAAGUGGAGCUUUGGGCUCGGGCUCGUCUUGUGCAGCGGAUCUGAGUACUGGUAGUCGGGGCUCGACCAAUCCUGGAGGCAAUGGGAGCAAGCCAGGAGGAACCGGCAAGAACUGAUGUCUUAUUAGCCUAGUCGUUCUACUGUCCCGGUGUGUGUCUUGAAAGAUGAACUGUGAUAAAUGACUCGAAUCCACUGUUCCCGUCCGUUCUGUUAUCGUUACCAGAUCCAUGAGAAACGGAUAGGAUAGUCCAUCAAAACGAAAGUCUCUGGCGUAUGGAACACUGAGCAAAGGAAAAAAAAAGCGAAUUAAAGAAGACUAAUAAUAUUGCUGAAUAUUUCUUUGUUCGUGGUAGAGAUUGGUGUUCUAGCUCGGUACGACAGGGCUAUUUGCUAUCAAUAUUAGUAUUGCUACCACCACUACUGUCGCAGCUAUUGCUAUUUUUCAACGCAUUGUACAUAUAAAACACUGAAAUAGACUAGAUCUCAUGAGAGCUGUAUACGUAUCUUGUGUUUUCAAUUCAUUAUUCAUGAAGUUAUCGAUUUGUCAUCGAUCCAGAUCCAAUGGACCCCUGACAACACACGCCUGACCCUCUGUUCAAAGCUCACUUGGUCUUCAUCAAGGGGUGAGCUGAAACCGAUCUCUUUGGCUAAUAGUUGAGAGUAAAAAGGAAUAUGGAAAUUCCGGAACCAACUCCUACUCAAUGUACCUCGUUGAGGAAGGGAACUGUGAUUCUGAUCGAGGAACGCCCUUGCAGAAUCACACAAUUGUCAACAGCAAAGGCGGGAAAGCAUGGCCAUUCCAAAUACUUUGUCGCAGCCCAAGAUUUGUGGUCCAAAGAGAUUAAAGAGGUGUCCUUUACCAACACGGAGCUUGUUCCUGUCCCAUCUGUGGUCCGAAAGGAACACGAGUUGAUGGAAAUCGACGAGGACAAAAAGACAGUUUCACUCCUAGAUGAAGAUACUGGUGAAGUCGACGACUCCUUUAAAUUACCCAAGAACGAGAUGGGUGAGAAUCUGUUAAAGGCAUAUAAAGACAAUGAAGCCACAUCGUUGAUUAUGUGUCAAAUCAUCUUUGUGUGUGGGAAAUCAAUGAUCGAAAGCUUCAGGAAAGUCGAUCCCUAACGUGACAAUACUCGGACUUCAAACUGUUGGGACAAUAAACUCUCUCAAAUAUGUUUUUUCUCGUGUUUUACGUCUGAUUCGCGUAUCCAACAAUUAUUUCGGGAAGGCAAUUCCUAUUUGGAUGAAUAAUGAAACCCUCAUUGUACUUUAUCUUUGCUACGUCAAUCUUGCCAAGCUAAAUGUGGGCAUUUAUUUACCCUAAUUCAUCCACACUCUCACGGACUUAUUAUACAAUCUAAUUUCCCAUUGUUAUCUAAACAAAAAGUCCCACUCGCUCUGCACCUUGCUUUCCAACAUAAUCAAUUCACAUGUCCCACUAAAGUAUAACAACAACCAACAAUAUUGGCACGUCGGUUCGAAGCGCCCCUGUCCUACCAGCUUGUCACUUCUAUGAAUGAAGUUUCUGGAUCUGAGUGUUUCUCCCUAGCUCAAAUAUUUCUAGUUGGAUUCCCUUGAAAAAACUAAUCCGUGCCUCGAUCAACGAAGAUAUGUUUGCUCAGCUCCGUUCAGAACGUACUAAAGAUGGCUUUAGAUAUCUACGUACAACGAGUAUGCAUGACUACUUGUCACCACAUUCAGGAUUCAUCAAGGACCACGGGGACCCACAUUAAUCCCCCUUCUAGGACCCGCGACACUUGGUUCCCUCACUUGAUCAGUUACGUACUUAAAGGCUGUUGCAAUUACGGAUCAUGGAUCAGUUGUGGGAAACAUCGUUGAGCAACAAGUAAUACUAUACGCCGACCAGAAACCCAAAUCCAACCUACAAUGAUGAGUCCCUCAUUGAAGCUCGUACUCGGUAGCCUACUCGUUGUGAUCCUUUGCUUGGAAUCCAGUCAGUCCGUUCCUCUCCAAAAGAGCUUCAGAUUUACGCGAUCCGCUGAUGGGCAACAAAGGCGUAUUAGAUAUGGAGAAAAACGAGAACCUAAAUUUUACACCACUCGCUUUGGCAAACGAGCACCCCCUGUUGUUCAAGGGGAGGUUCCGGAAGAAAUCGGCCAAUUCAUGGAAAGUGACAGCAAAAUGGUCUCACCCGGAGUCUUGACCUUUCCUUUAGGACGACCGCCAUCUGCAAUGUCGCGAAAUGUCGAGGGCCACGAUGAGUACGGCAUGCCUGUGUCUUGCGUCUAUUCGGGGGUGAGGACGUUUUACAUUUGUGACAAAGAUGAACCGUGGUCUACAUCUAAUGUGUAAUUUCUACGGCAAGUUCGAUCUUCUUUUGAUGAUUGUGGAAGAAGUGCCAUGAAUCUGACCUGAAUUGUCGUGGUGGCAAGAAAACCCCUUAUAUAUCUUGAAACCUAUCGAUACCUGUUUUAACCUGAAUUGAUACGCCCAUUUUUUUUUUCUUUUUGGAGUCUUGACCUUGGCGAUGGAUUCCUUUUAGAAGGGGCGGUUUUGUGGGUGACGUUUAAAAAAAGUGUUAAUUUUAAUGAGUGGAAAAUGCGAUAUGACAUGGGUUCAGUUUUCAUUAGAGACGAAUAAAUGAGCUAUAGAGCCCAA
This is a messenger RNA of Tigriopus californicus, 7916 nucleotides long. RefSeq names its product paired amphipathic helix protein Sin3b-like (gene Sin3A). The record is from RefSeq and is a predicted model, not a curated record. The transcript has 13 exons. NCBI's taxonomy places the organism in Eukaryota, Metazoa, Arthropoda, Copepoda, Harpacticoida, Harpacticidae. Gene Ontology annotation, cellular component: chromatin. Gene Ontology annotation, molecular function: transcription corepressor activity. Bases 338 to 5413 code for a protein of 1691 amino acids. Gene Ontology annotation, biological process: negative regulation of transcription by RNA polymerase II.